AUGGCUACUGGCAUGAAGAGAAAGAGGGAGGAUCCGCCUAGUGUGACACCCAGAUUAGUAAUCGGCAUUGACUUAGGGACUACAUUCUCUGGUGUGUCCUGGCUGGUUUGCCAGCCUGGUUCCGGAAUCUCCAGUAUCCAACCCGAAAUCGUUUCUUUAUGGCCCACCUCCCCCGACAAUCGCCGGAAGAAUUCAGAUUGCCCGAAGGUGCCAACCAAGAUUCAUUAUGGCAAGCACGGUGAAAUUUCGUGGGGCUUCAAAAUUCCUGCCGACGCUGAAGCUAUCGAAUGCCUUGGCCUAGUGUUAUUCGACGAUGAAUGUCUGCCAAGCUUCUUCCAGCAGUCGAUACACAUUCAGAAGGCCAAGAAACUAUUAUAUAAGCUCGAGAAAACCGGUAUCCAGGUUAUAGGCGAUUAUUUAAAGAUGUUGUGGGAUCACAGCUUGGAACAGAUACGCAAUGAAGUGGGAAGCACCCAUGUAGAUAGAAUGACAUUCGAAGUUGUUCUAGUCGUUCCACCAGGCCGGCCUGGUGAUAUCAAUCGCAUACGUGAAGCGGCGGAACAUGCAGGGAUACUCAAUCAUCGCACUACCGGCGAGACCACGCUUACUCUCAUUCCCCAAAGUAGGGCUGCAGCCCUUGCGUACAUGCCUAAUUCCGAACACCGGGGUGAUUUGCAAGUUGGUGAUUCAUUUGUUGUCCUCAAUGCUGGCGGCAUAAUUGCAGGCGUUGCCAGCUACAAGGUCACCAAGCUAGAACCCUUCUCGAUAAGUGCUCCGUGCGGCGCCACUUCUCUUGACCAGGAGUUUGAAGCACUCUUGAAGCAUGCAACUGGGGAAGAAUCUUGGAAUAAAAUGAAUGCAUCUGAUAUUCGUAAAUUGAUGAACAACGAAUGGGAACACGAAAUUAAAGGAACAUUCAGCAAGUCGGAUGAAACCUAUGUAGUUGAAUUGCCAAGUCGUGCAAACUCCGAAGCCAUUCACCUUCAGUCGAUUGACCUUCAGCCGACUUUUGAUCACAUUGUUUCUCAGAUAGCUAAAUUGCUCCAUAAACAAAUCCUGAGUAUUAAGCGACAAACCUCACAACCGCCUAAACUCGUGAUACUUGUAGGCGGUUUUGGGAGAUCUGCAUACCUCCUACAAUACCUAAGGGGAAUCCUUCACAGCCAAACUUCUAUCUUGCAAGCCCGUGGAGAUAAACCCUGGACCGCAGCCUGCCGUGGUGCCACUUUGUCUCGCGUGACUCAAUUAAAUUGGGCCCGUCAAGAUAUAGAUAUUUUGCAGUCCGAGACUGCACGCUGUAGCUAUGGCUGGACAUCCGAUGAAGUUUUCGACGCGAAGGUUCACGAUAUGAAAGAUCGAGUUUGGAAUGAAGCAAAUAGAGAAUGGCAUGCACAAAAACAAAUUAAGUGGUUCAUCAGACAAGGAGAAGACAUUUCUCAGAAGAAAACUCUCAUAUUCAACCGAUGGCAUUCUUGGAAUAUGCAGACGCAGGGAUGGGGGACAUCUAUCAUCCAAGUAUUAGCCUGCGAUGACCCAAAUCCUCCUUCAAGGAAGCAAGGCAAUAUCCGAUGUCUUGGCCUGAUCCACGCUCGAACACCCAAGCCAGUGGAAAAGCUUCCGAGGGUGGAUGAUGGCCCUGCGUCAUAUCGCCAUUGGGAUUUCAAGGUAAAGGUGGUAAUUUCUCGUGCCUGGUUGGACUUCUUCUUGGUUUCGGAUGAAAAACAGGAAGAAAAGCUGCUGAUGACGCUCCCCAUGGGUUUGAAGUAAACUUUCUAAGGAC
Molecule: messenger RNA, 1780 nt
Organism: Xylaria bambusicola
Lineage: Eukaryota; Fungi; Ascomycota; Sordariomycetes; Xylariales; Xylariaceae
Exons: 10
Coding region: 1-1767 (588 amino acids)
Source: RefSeq, a predicted model, not a curated record